AUGACAACGAGGGGCUUGCGAUCGGUCUUCAAGGCGACCGCGUUGCUUGCUGUUGUCUUCCUCCUGAUAGCCGGCUUUGGGUUUUUCGACUAUGGCGAUUCCCUUUCGCGAAUAAAACCUAUCGUCACUGGUAUUGUCAAACCAACCCCGGCAGAAACGAAGCCGAGCAACCUAGAUGACUCGCCAACAACAUCACAAACCCCCGAGCCUCCCAAUGCCAGCGGCGGUAUUCGAUACUACUUCAAAUCGAGCGAUAUCAACCCUCUAGCCAAAGGAGAAAAUCGCAUCGAGAACCUUGCAAAGCUCCGCAAUCUAGCUCUGAGAGACCUUAUCGCACAUCCGGAGCAUUACGACGAGGAUACUACGGUCAUCUUCUCCAACGACGUGGCUUUGUGUAUGGAAGAUAUUCUAGAAAUAAUCCAUCAGCGGAAGUUCCAGGGAGCAGAUCAAACGUGUGCCAUGGAUUGGACAUACGUUGGCGACAACCCGACUUACUAUGAUGUUUGGAUCGGUCGCGGAAUGACUGGGGACCUAUUCUUCAAUAUCCCGGAAGACGGAUCAUGGGAUAACGCUUGGAAUCUCUUCUAUAAUGACCCUAAAUCACAAGCGCGCUGGUCGACCUCAAAACCAUUCCAGGUGUUUUCAUGCUGGAACGGCAUAACGGCCUUCACCGCGAAACCGCUCAUGGAGAAAAAGAUCAAGUUUCGAACGCAUAAGGAAGGCGAGUGUUUUCAAGGCGAGCCGAAGCUGUUCGCCAAGGACAUGUGGUUUAACGGUUAUGGCAAGAUUGCUGUGGUACCGAGCGUUAACGUGGAAUACUCGGACGAAGGAACAAAGAAGCUCAGGGCUUUGAAAGGAUCCACAUCCAAGAGCCAGAUCCCCAUGGCUUCAGUCGUCCAUAUCGAGCAGUAA
Molecule: messenger RNA, 912 nt
Organism: Alternaria ethzedia
Lineage: Eukaryota; Fungi; Ascomycota; Dothideomycetes; Pleosporales; Pleosporaceae
Exons: 5
Coding region: 1-912 (303 amino acids)
Source: RefSeq, a predicted model, not a curated record